This is a messenger RNA of Bombina bombina (fire-bellied toad), 5859 nucleotides long. RefSeq names its product capping protein regulator and myosin 1 linker 1 (gene CARMIL1). The record is from RefSeq and is a predicted model, not a curated record. Gene Ontology annotation, cellular component: lamellipodium; plasma membrane. Lineage: Eukaryota; Metazoa; Chordata; Amphibia; Anura; Bombinatoridae. The coding region runs from base 456 to 4643 and encodes 1395 amino acids. The transcript has 37 exons. Gene Ontology annotation, molecular function: protein binding. Gene Ontology annotation, biological process: regulation of Arp2/3 complex-mediated actin nucleation; cell migration.
ACGCUCUCUCUAUCCACCUUAGCCCUGUAGGUGAGCACUGGCUGUCGGUAAAGGAAGGGGGAGGGGGAUGCUGCAAGACAGAAAGUGGCUUGGGAGCUGCAGUCUGUCCAGGAAGAAAUCAAGCUUCAGAGAAGGUAGACAGAAGGCUGCUGUUAUCAAGCUCCCCUCCUCCUAUCUCUCAUUCAUACCCCACCCCCUCUCCCUGUCUCUUUAAGCCUCUCCCCUCUAAGUCAGUGCGAGGGAUUUCUCAGCUGGGAUACGUUUAUUUCCUGCUUUUUUUUGGAGUAACCCAGGGAUCUGAGGCAUGAAGGGCUGGUGGGGUAUGGAGCAUGUACAGUAACAGCAGCAUCACAACAUUAUUCGCCGUCAGAUCUGCCCCUGUUGCGUGUUGUUUUCCAGGCAGGAUUUUGUAUGCAGUUUGGUGUUUUUAGCCAUCAAACACACAAGGGUUGAAAAUGACAGAAGACAGCUCACAGGUUCCCAAAGAAUUAAUAGAGAGCAUUCGAGAUGUUAUUGGAAGAAAAAUUAAGAUUGCUGUGCGAAAGAAGGUAAAACUUGAGUUCAAGGGCGAUAAAGUUGAAAACAAAGUUCUGGUCCUAACAUCAUGUCGCGCCUUUCUCUUGACUGCACGGGUUCCCACCAAGCUUGAACUAACCUUCAGUUACUUGGAAAUUCAAGGAAUGAUUUGCAAUAAACCCGGACAACUGGUAGUCGAGACAGAAAAAUGCAACAUAUCUAUGAAGAUGGCUUCAUCCGACGAUGUGAACGAUGUAAUGGCACAUAUAGGAACAUGCCUCCGUAAGAUAUUCCCGGGGUUGUCACCUGUGAAAAUUAUGAAGAAGGUAACCAUGGAACCGUCAGACAGAUUAGCAACUUUGCAGGCACUGUGGGACAACCAGACAGUGACAGAAGUUGGUCCAUGUGGGGGGUUUUCUCAGAUGUACGCUUGUGUUUGUGACUGGCUUAGUUUACCGUACAGGGAAGAGGUGCAGUGGGAUGUAGAUACAAUAUAUUUAACGCAAGAUACACGGGAGUUGAAUUUACAAGACUUCAGUCAUCUUGACCAUAGAGAUUUGAUCCCUAUUGUAGCUGCUCUGGAAUACAAUCAAUGGUUUACAAAGUUGUCAGCGAAGGAUAUGAAGCUGUCCACUGAUGUCUGUGAUCAGAUUCUCCGUGUUGUGAGCAAGUCCAGUCGACUAGAAGAAUUGGUUCUAGAGAAUGCAGGGCUCCGAAUAGAUUUUGCACAGAAGUUAUCCAGUGCCCUAGCACAUAAUCCAAACUCAGGACUUCACACUAUAAACCUUGCCAGCAACCCACUCGAGGAUAGAGGUGUAUCUUGCUUAAGUAUUCAGUUUGCCAAACUCCCAAGAGGACUGCAGUAUUUAAAUUUAUCGAAAACCUCAAUAUCACCUAAAGGGGUGAAUAGCCUCUCCCAGUCACUAAGUGCUAACCAGAUGAUUGCAAGCACGCUCAUUCACCUUGACCUCUCAGGGAAUAUUCUUCGUGGUGAUGAACUCUCAUACCUGUAUAAUUUUUUGGCCCAGCCGAAUGCCAUUAAGUUCCUGGAUUUAUCUAACACCGAGUGUGCCAUGGACACGGUUUGUGGAGCACUUCUUCGGGGUGGUCUUCAACAUCUGGCUUCAUUGAAUCUCUCCAAAACAUUUUUUUCUUACAGAAAAGGAAAGGAGGUGCCGCCAUCAUUUAAGCAGUUCUUCAGCAGCUCUCUUGCAUUAACGCACAUCAACCUUUCUGGUACCAAGCUGCCCCCAGAGCCUCUUAAGGCUCUAUUACUUGGCUUGGCCUGUAACCCCAAUCUGAAAGAUGUGUCUUUAGAUCUCAAUAACUGUGAGUUAAGGUCGGGUGGAGCCCAAGUUUUGGAAGGUUGCAUAGCUGAAAUUCAUAACAUCACGAGCCUUGAUAUUUCUGAGAAUGGUUUAGAAUCUGAUCUUUCAACCCUCAUAGUCUGGCUCAGUAAGAACAGAUCUAUAAGACACCUGUCUUUAGGGAAAAACUUUAACAACAUGAAAUCCAAAAAUAUUGUCCCUGUUCUGGAUAACCUGGUCCAUAUGAUACAAGAUGAAGAAUCACCUUUACAGUCAUUGUCUCUGGCAGACUCUAAACUGAAGAUGGAUGUCACAAUCAUUAUAAAUGCUUUGGGGAGCAAUACAUCUCUGACCAAAGUAGAUAUCAGUGGAAAUGGUAUGGGAGAUAUGGGAGCCAAGAUGCUGGCAAAAGCAUUGCAAAUAAACACCAAGUUAAGAACAGUGAUUUGGGACAAGAACAAUAUUACAGCCCAGGGAUUCCAAGAUAUAGCAGUUGCUCUAGAAAAGAAUUACACCUUGAGGUUUAUGCCCAUCCCCAUGAAUGAUGCUGCCCAAGCACUGAAGACUAACCCGGAAAAAACUGAGGAAGCCUUACAAAAGAUAGAAAAUUAUUUACUGAGGAAUCAUGAAACAAGAAAAUACCUGCAAGAGCAGGCGUACCGUCUGCAACAAAGCAUUGUCACUAGCACCACGCAGCAGAUGAUUGAUCGUAUGUGUGUCAAAGUCCAAGAUCACCUAAACUCAUUAAGGAACUGUAGUGUAGAUUUUAUCUUGGAUGAUGUCAAAUCAGCAGAGAAACUAAUGAAAGAUGCCAAAAACUCAAGAACUCUUCUGCCUAAUUUGUACCAUCUUAGUGGAGUUUCUAUGGCUGAAGCCAGUAGUUUGCCAAGUCCAAUUCAAGAAACUCUAGAAUCUAUGGCAGGAGAAGUCACCCGAGUGGUAGAUGAACAGCUGAAGAUUCUACUUGAAUCAAUGGUUGAUGCAGCUGAAGAUCUAUGUCCAACAGUAAUGAAAAAAGCCCACAUUCGUCAGGACCUCAUUCAGGCCAGCAAUGAGAAAAUUUCUAUUCCUCGCAAUUUUGUGAAAAAUGUUUUACUGGAGCAAUCUGGAAUAGAUAUUCUAAAUAAAAUAAGUGAAGUGAAAUUGACAGUAGCUUCUUUCUUAUCUGACCGUAUUGUUGAUGAAAUAUUAGAUGCACUAUCUACCAGCCAUCACAAACUGGCUAAUCAUUUGACCAAUCGUGGCAAGCCACUUCCACAUCAAGAAUCCAUGGAAAUUGAAACAAUUGACGAGAAGCCAAGCAAGCGCACCACCACCAUCACUGUUGAAGAUUUAACCGAGAUGGAGCGGUUGGAGGAGCUUGACACAUGCAUGAUGACGCCAAAAUCCAAGAGAAAAAGUAUUCACAGCAGAAUGUUGCGUCCUGUUUCCAGGGCUUUUGAGAUGGAGUUUGACUUGGAUAAAGCACUAGAAGAUGUCCCUAUACAUAUUGAAGACCCACCAUACUUCUCUAACAAACAGGAGAAACGAACGUCUAGUGUCAUUGCAGAACUGCCCUCUGAAGAAGCGAAAAAACUAGAGCACUUCACCAAACUACGUCCCAAAAGAAUGAAGAAACAGCAACCCAGCAAAGCCAAUCAGCUUGGUGCUGAAGCCCCACCAGAUGAAGAGCAGAAUGGCCUCAUGGCCAGAGUAGAUGAGGGUGUUGAUGAGUUCUUCAGCAAAAAAGUAACAAGGAUGGAUUCAAAGAAACUGUCCUUCAGGAGUGGAGAGUCUCAAGAUGGUGAAGGAGAGGAAAAAAAGAAAAGGGAAUCUAGAAAGAGUGGCUUUCUCAAUUUAAUCAAACCCAGAUCUAAGUCUGAACGUUCACAGACUGUUAUAGUCACUGAGGAACCCAGUUCACCCAGAGCCUCGGUUAAAAGUCCAACUCCUGACACUGCAAAAAAAGAGAAAUUGAUUGAUAGCAAUGGUGCUGCGAGCUCCAGCGCAAGUGCAGGGAGUAGUGGAGGUGGUAGCAGUACUGAGAGAUUGGAAGAGGUGAAAACACCAGACUCUUUAGAGGACAGUUUACCAGCUGAAGAUGGUGGAAAGGCUGAGAAGAGUGACAGCAAAGGCAGUCCACAAUCAGGAAGGAGGUAUGGUGUCCAAGUCAUGGGGAGUGGACUUCUUGCUGAGAUGAAAGCCAAGCAAGAAAGGAGAGCCGCUACUGCCCAGAAGAAAUUUGGAAAUGACAUUAGCAAUAAGGAAUCCUUUGACGUUGUGGCCAAUACUGAGAAGCAUGACAGUAGCGGAGCAGCAGCAAAGUUUCCGCUGUCACCUGCAGAGACGAGGUUUCCUCUGACCAAAGCAGAUUCCACCAAUACAUCACCAGAAAAAAACCUUAAAAGUGAACUUAAGUCAGAAGCUAGUGUAAGGUCUAAAAGUUCUUCCAGUACACCUACCAGCCCAAAACCGCCUCUUCAGUCCUCGAAACCUGUACUGACGACACGACCUGCAGUACCCAUGAAGCCAAGAAGUAGUUCACGCACUGAAGAUGUUCCUGAAUCUCCAUCCACUGUGUUCUCUCCUAAAACUACCAUGAUCCCUUCUGUAAUUAAGCGAGCGCCAUCGGAGAAGGAUAGAGAUGGUCAGAGCAGUCCUCAACCUAGACUACCCUUAGAAGAUGCAGUUCGUCCAUUUUCCGGACCUGAUGUAUUCCCAAAAAAGAGUGCCGCAGAAGAGCAUGAGCCGAAAUCAAAGCCUUCAAAUAAAGACAGUCAAAAGAGAAGCAAAUCAUGUGACUCUGGAGAGGAAGCUGAAAAAGAGUUUGUUUUUAUUUAACAUUCUGAAGGUUAUGCGAAAUCAUUUAGUUGUAUUUUACUUUAUAACUGAACCUUAAUUAGUAUAUUUGAUUAUUUUUUUUAUAGUGACCCCUUUUUACAUCUUUGUUAAAACCAGCAUUUUUGUAUGUUACUGUACUUGAAUAUCUUUGAAGAAACUACAGCAUAAUGGUCUAAAAAUAGCAAAGGAAACAUACACCUAAUAUUAAAGGGACAUUAAAGUCUUUUUUGGGGAGGGCGCAUUUGCAUAGUUUAUGCAUUGCAUAAUAUCUGCUUACAAAAAACAUUUUAUAAUCAUUUUGUUAGUCACAUAUUGCCUUGUAUUCCAUUCCAGGGACAUACCCUCCAAAUACUGUUUCUUAUGAACAGGUAUAAAUGAGCUCCUGGGCUGAUCAAGCAAUAACUGUGUAGUAUGUUGCAGGGUCAGUGUUCUAAAGUCUGCAGCAUUCUUUGACAAAUGAAAAAAAAAUACUGUUAAAUUACAGGAAAAGUAGAAAAAAAAUUAUAGUAAAAGUACAUUUCACAGAUUUUCUAACUGCAUAUAAAUAAAAAUUGUAUGGGUAAUUAUAUUUUGAAUUUAAUGUCCCUUUAACGUAGCACUGUCUAGCAAUUAAUACAUGUCCUAUAUUGCUAGAUAAACAUGUGACAAAUUCUGCACGUGCCCUCCGUAUCUAUGUAUUCUUUAUGUAUGCAAUUGCACAUUGUAAUUAUAUUAAUAGAGCACACUAAUGACAAAUGAUUUGUAUAAAUCGUAAAUAUAUAUAUAAAUCUCUAUCUAUAUAUAUUUAGAUAUAUAUAUAUAUUAGAUGAUUGGAUAUUGUUUUUACAUCCUCUGGUAGGAAGUUUUUUUUGCUUCCUCGUCUUGUACAUAAUGUAACUCUUAUUCAUGCACUUGUCAAUAAGCACAGAUUACAAGACCCCCGAAGACACAGUAAUAAUAAUCAGAUUUUUUUUAAUAGAUGUAAUUAAUUAUUUACAGACACCAAAUAUAUCAUUUAGUUACGUUUGUGGGAAUUUUUAAAUGCCGUCCUUAAGUUUUUGUCAUUAUAAUUUUUUGUUUUUAAGAAAUCAUUUUGAAAGAUAAAAAGAUUAAUCGUUGUAUAUAAAUGAAGAAAAUCUGUUUUUGAAAAUACAAUAACAUAGAUAUACACUUAUAUUAAAGGUUAUGGGGUUUUAUUCAUAUGUAUAUUUGUAUCAAUAAAAAUUUUACAUCUUUA